UGUCGAUCAAUACAGCCGACAGUAUCUUAUCUGUAUUGUAUAUGCCUAUUCUUUUCUAUUGCCUAUCAUAUUCCUAUCUAUAUGCCAUUGUCGUUGCCAUUCUUUGUCAAUCAUCUCUAUUGUCUCUGUCUCUGUCUCGGUCUCGGUCUCUGUCUCUGUCUCUGUCUCUGUCUGCUCUUUUCUCUAUUGAUUGUCAUGUCUAUGAUGGAAACAAAAUAUCUGCUCGGCUUCCGUGGCCUGCUCGCCAUCCAAGCCUUCCUCUGGGUCUUCCUGCAAACGUUUGUCCCGGCCGCCGUCUACGCCGCCGACAACGAGAGCAGCGGAGACAAGCAGGCCGCCUCGCUCGUCCGCAAGACGCUCUCCGUGCUCUUCUGGAACGAAUACUUCCUCUACGGCGCCCUCGUCUUCCUCUCCGGCCGCUCCCUGGCCAUCCCCUUCCUGCAGCAACCGGGCCGCGAGCGCAUCGCCCGCUCCCUCAUCACUCGCGGCAUCCAGCUGUGGUUCCCCGUCGCCGUCUCGCUGGCGAUCGUCACCGUCGCCUUCAGCGUCACCUCCACCGAAUACCUCGCCGUCUUCAAGGCUCGCUCCGCCAACCCGGUUCUCGAGGUGCCCUACCUCCUGCCCAACACCUUUGCCUACUUCAACGCCGUCUUCGAUCUCUUCUGGCAGACGCACAAGCUCCAGACCCAGGCCGCCAACCGCGCCUUCCCCUCCGCCACCCUCUGGCUCCUCAACGCCGUCUACCUGCAGUCCUUCACCGUCUACAUCGCCAUGGUCAUUGUCCCCUACACCCGCGCCCGCUGGCGCGUCCACGGCGCCAUCCUCUUCGUCAUCACCGCCUGGUGGUGUGAUUCCUGGGCCUGGUAUACCAUCUCCGGUCUCUCCCUGUGCGACAUGGUCAUCAACAUGGACUGGAAGGCACACGCCGCUCGAGGCAUUCCAGUAGCCUAUAACAACAACAACAACAACAACAACAACAACAAGACCAGCUUCCGGAUCCCCGUUUACAUCCCUUGCUCCCUCUUACUCGUCGCCGGUCUGCUCAUGCAGUAUCUCUGGGCCGCGUAUCGCCCGGACCUGUUCGAGAGGGAAUACAAAUACCAUACAAACAUGUACUACACCUCCGGCCUCAACGACGAAUAUACCACCCACCACAUCCCCGCCAGAGACGACGUCUACCUCGUUCUCUUGGGUGUCUUUGGCUUCAUCGAGAGCUACACCGUCAUCCAGCGCGUGCUCGAGAAUGCCGUCUUGCUCUUCCUGGGAAAGAGAUCCCUCAGCUACUUCCUCAUCACCGCGCCCAUGCUCUACAUCGCCGGCAUUCCUCUCUUCUCGCAUCUUCACUUCUCCCAGCACGUCUCCUUUAGCGGUUCCUGCAUCGCCACCCUCCUCGUCUCGCUGCUUCUGGUCGCUGUCGCCGGCGAGCUGUUCUAUCGUCUGGUCGAGCGCCCGACCAAAUUACUCGCUCAUGCGUUUUAUGACUUUAUCACGGCAUAACAGUAGAAUAGGAGAAUAGAAUAGUAGAAUAGAAUAUCAUCUUCUUGAUUAUCUUAUUAUCCGACCCCUCUUUCUUUGUCAGCAGCUUCUCCCUUCUUAUUCUCCCUUCUUAUUCUCCCUUCACCUUAUUCUACCCUCUCU
This is a messenger RNA of Penicilliopsis zonata CBS 506.65, 1638 nucleotides long. RefSeq lists its product as hypothetical. The transcript is spliced from 2 exons. NCBI's taxonomy places the organism in Eukaryota, Fungi, Ascomycota, Eurotiomycetes, Eurotiales, Aspergillaceae. The record is from RefSeq and is a predicted model, not a curated record. The coding region runs from base 205 to 1497 and encodes 430 amino acids.